Messenger RNA from Crotalus tigris (Tiger rattlesnake), 2469 nucleotides. It is a transcript of the gene WNT11, whose product is annotated as Wnt family member 11. NCBI's taxonomy places the organism in Eukaryota, Metazoa, Chordata, Lepidosauria, Squamata, Viperidae. Gene Ontology annotation, cellular component: extracellular region. The record is from RefSeq and is a predicted model, not a curated record. Gene Ontology annotation, molecular function: cytokine activity; frizzled binding. Gene Ontology annotation, biological process: cell fate commitment; neuron differentiation; canonical Wnt signaling pathway.
AAGGAGGGAAGGAGGAAUGAAGGAAGGAAGGAGAAGAGGGAGGGAGAAAAGGAAGGAAGAGAGGAAUGAAAAGUUCAUUAUGAGCCAUAUCCUGCUGAAUACAUGCAACCAGCUUGAACGAAGAAGCGGGAAGGGUGCCAUAAUUCCCACCGCGCCUUGCUCUGUCUUUUUGAGGGUAGUGGGCUUAUAGGCAGCUGGAUGACCCCCACCUUCUGCUUCUCAUCUCCAAUUUUAGGUUCAUGCCUGGAGGAAAAUAUUUCCCCCCACCUCAAGGAAAAAACAGAAGAGGAAUUUCCCGUCCGGCAGAGAAAUAGAGGCAGCCUGUUGAUUGUCACCCUGUAAGACACCGGGAGAUCCAGCGCUCCAAGAACCAGGAUGAAGCGGCAAUUCCUGAUCACCUUUCUCCUGGCUCUCGUCUCGCAAAAUGGGACGUGCAAUGGGAUCAGAUGGUUAGCUUUGUUCAAGACUCCUUCGGCUUUGGCCUUGAACCAGACCCAGCACUGCAAGCAGCUGGAAGGGCUGGUCGUUUCUCAAGUGCAACUCUGCCGCAGCAACCUGGAGCUGAUGCAGACGAUUAUCCAGGCUGCCCGGGUGGUGAUCAAGACGUGCCGCCAGGCUUUUUCCGACAUGCGGUGGAAUUGCUCGUCCAUUGAGCGCGCUCCAAAUUACUUCCUGGAUUUGGAGAGAGGUACCAGGGAGUCAGCUUUUGUGUACGCUCUCUCCGCUGCAGCCAUCAGCCACACCAUCGCCCGAGCCUGCACCAGCGGGGAGCUCUCCGGCUGCUCCUGUGGUCCCAUCCCAGGUGAGACACCUGGACCUGGGUAUCGCUGGGGAGGAUGUGCUGACAACCUCAACUAUGGUCUUGUCAUGGGGUCCAAAUUUUCAGAUGCUCCCAUGAAGAUGAAAAAAUCAGGAUCACAAGCCAAUAAGCUGAUGCAUCUGCACAACAGUGAAGUAGGGAGACAGGUAACCAAUCCAAGAGGGUCGAUGAAAUGCAAGUGUCACGGAGUAUCUGGUUCCUGCUCCAUCAGACUUUGUUGGACGGGCCGUCAAGCGCUGAAAGACAUCGCCCUGGACUUAAAAAACCAGAUACUUUCGGCCCACCAGGUGGUCCACCGGCCCCUGGGCACGCGCAGCAUCUGGUGCCAAGAGCUUGACAUCCGUCCGUUUAAGGAGAGCGAGCUGGUUUACCUGCAGAGUUCUGAUUUCUUCUGCAUGACAGAAUGGAAAGUGGGCUCCUACGGGACGCAGGACAGGCAGUGCAACAAAACGUCCAACGGCAGCGACAGUUGUGACUUGAUGUGCUGCGGCCGCGGCUACAACCCCUACAUGGACAAGGUGGUGGAGAGGUGCCACUGCAAGUAUCACUGGUGUUGCUACGUCACCUGCAAGAAGUGUGAGCGGAACGUCGAGAGAUACGUGUGCAAAUGAAGCUUUGCCUCCACGCCGCUCUGCCGCGUGGGCCAAGGGAGACGUCGGUGCCAUCUUUUUCCCUCACGGGACCCUCAAACAAGGAGGAUGGAGAGGGGGAAAAAAAACCAAACUUCCUUGCAAGGACCUCUGAGUUUAAUCAAAAUAAAUCAGUCCUGAUCUUUGGCCAACAGAGAUUGUAUCAUCCUUCGAUGAUCUUUUCAAACAAUUGCUUGUCGACGACCUAAAAGCUGGUCCAUGAAACCCUUUGAAAGCAAGGACUUUGGACCUAACCAAGAAGGCACAAUUGUUCUGAGAAAUCUCGUUCACGGAGAUGAAUCAUCUUGGGUUUGAUCGUGGCCACCCAUCUGGGAUCUGGGGCGUUUGAGGUUUAGAGAGGAUCUUUUCCUAAAGUGCUUGGACAUUUGCUUUUCUUCUCUAAUGCAGUGGACGCUCUGUAUCCCAUGAUGUUCAAUUCCCCCCCCCCAAAAGGGGGGGGGGGCUUUGUCAAACUUUUUCCACCCUGGAACGGUUUUAUCUUCUAGCUUUGCUUCUUUUCACCUCUAACAACAUCUCCAUUUGGCUCCUUCUGUUUUAUUUUAUUUUUUUUUUAAAAAAAACUGGCAAUGUUGCCUGGAAAGACCAAACGAAAUGCCAGAUUCCUAAAAUCUUCUGGUUUUUUUUCUUCUUUCUUUUAUUCUUGCCAACGUUUGAUUUUUUUGCUGGAAAUUUCUUGCCCUCCCUUUGUUUUUGUUUUUGUUUUUUUUAAUGUAUCUGGUGAUUUCUCUCUCUCUCUCUCUCUCACACACACACAUGAAAGAGGUCUUGGAGACAGAUAGUACCUCUAGUUUUUGAGAGGGUCAAAGAAACUUCUGGAUUUUGGCGACCGUGUGGUGGGCGCACUCACAAUAUGGUGGAUAUCGUGGGCCUGGCCUGGCUUGCUUGCUGAUCGAGGAUAUUCUGUUCUAUUCCGGCGAAAUCUUUUGUGGGGCUUCAAAGCUUUAUUGCAAAUAAAUGUGAUGCUAAAGGCUGCUGAUUUGCUGGGCAGCUGACCAGUUA